GUUUUUCGGUUUCUUUGGACUUACCUUUAUGGAGUUUAUUAAGAACAGCGGAGACUACUGCCAGAGCCAGCACGUGUAAGAAGUCUGAGAGGGCAAUUUAGGGUGCAAAUAGAGUACAUAUCAAUUUUUUUGAUUUUUAACAAUUUGCUGAGACAAAAAACAAGACGGAUGGGUUAAAAAUACCUUGUGUCCAUUGAGAGAUUUGCACUAGAGAGGUGAAGGUGCAAUUUGUGAGAAGAGAAAACUCUAAUCUACGGCAGAGAUCAAUUCUUCGGUGGAAUUCUCUAUAUAUUGUUCAAGUUCCAUGCCAGAUUACACGCAUUUCAGUAUGGCACGUAAUAAUUUCCGACCAGCCCCAGCGGAGAUAAAGUAUAAAGAUAUGAGGUUCUUGAUAAUUGACAGACCAACCAAAGCCACCUUGGCUACUUUUAUUGAGGAAUUAAAGAAACACGAAGUGAAGGAUGUUGUUCGUGUUUGUGAGCCAACCUAUAACACCGACAUUUUAGAGAAGGAAGGUAUUCGUGUUUUGGAUUUCCCUUUUGACGAUGGUGCUCCUCCACCAAACGAUGUUGUUGAACAGUGGUUCAAUUUAUUAAAGAUUCGUAACAAAGAGGAGCCUAAUUGCUGUGUGGCUGUACACUGUGUAUCAGGACUUGGUCGUGCACCAGUCUUAGUUGCUAUUGCUCUCAUUGAAAUGGGAAUGAAGUAUGAAGAUGCAGUAGAAAUGAUCAGACAGUAA
Messenger RNA from Saccoglossus kowalevskii, 739 nucleotides. Its product is annotated as protein tyrosine phosphatase type IVA 1-like. The record is from RefSeq and is a predicted model, not a curated record. Lineage: Eukaryota; Metazoa; Hemichordata; Enteropneusta; Harrimaniidae. Gene Ontology annotation, biological process: protein dephosphorylation.